AUGUCUCUGCUUCCGCAAGAUGUCCACGCAGAGCUUUCACAGCUUCUGCAGGCUCUGCAGUCCCCCGACAAUAGUAUACGAUCUCAAGCCGAAGAGCAUUUGCAGAACAACUGGACCGCCAGUCGUCCCGAGGUUCUGUUGAUGGGACUGGCGGAGCAAAUUCAAGGCGCUGGCGACAAUGCGACACGAUCCUUCGCCGCUGUUAUCUUCCGUCGAAUUGCUUCCAAGACCCGCAAGAACGAUGCUGGAGAGAGCAUGGACCUCUUUCUGUCCCUGACCAAGGACCAAGCCGCCGUCAUUCGUCAGAAGCUUCUCGAGACACUCGCCGCUGAGUCUGAUCGUCUCGUUCGCAACAAGAUUAGUGAUGCUGUUGCCGAGCUUGCCAGACAAUACACAGAGAACGGUGAUGCUUGGCCCGAUUUGCUCAGUGCUCUUUUCCAGCUCAGCCAAGCGCCCGAGGCCGAGAAGCGAGAAAAUGCGUUCCGAGUGUUUGCUACAACUCCUGCAAUCAUCGAGAAGCAGCACGAGGAAGCAGUUCUUCAAGCUUUCCAAAAAGGCUUCAAGGACGACGCCGUUAUGCUGCAGGUCCGCCUUGCCGCCAUGGAAGCCUUUGCUUCAUUCUUCCGAACCAUCAGUAAGAAGGGACAGGCCAAAUACUACGCCCUUAUUCCUGAUGUGCUCAACAUUCUCCCUCCGAUCAAGGAUACGCAGGACUCCGACGACCUCAGCAAGGCGCUACUUGCUCUUAUCGAUCUCGCCGAGUCAGCUCCCAAGAUGUUCAAGCCUCUCUUUUCAAACCUUGUUCAAUUCAGCAUCUCUGUAGUCCAGGACAAGGAACUCGAUAACAUCUGCCGCCAGAACGCCCUGGAGCUUAUGGCUACUUUUGCCGACUAUGCGCCCUCCGUUUGCCGAAAGGACCCCUCUUACACAAACGACAUGAUUACGCAGUGUUUGAGUCUCAUGACGGAUCUUGGUGAAGAUGAUGACGAUGCAUCUGAGUGGAUGGCGUCAGACGAUUUUGACCAGGAUGAGAGUGAUCAGAACCAUGUUGCUGGUGAGCAGACCAUGGAUCGACUUGCAAACAAGCUUGGUGGCCAGACCAUCCUGGCUCCUACUUUCAACUGGCUCCCUCGUAUGAUGACUUCCAUGGCCUGGAGGGACAGGCACGCUGCUCUGAUGGCUAUCUCAGCUAUCUCGGAAGGUUGUCGCGAUCUCAUGAUUGGCGAGCUCAGCCAGGUGCUUGAUUUGGUGGUUCCCGCACUCCAAGAUCCUCACCCUCGAGUCCGAUGGGCUGGCUGCAAUGCUCUUGGUCAGAUGAGCACCGAUUUUGCCCCCAAAAUGCAAACCGACUACUACGACCGUGUUCUCAAGGCCAUUGUUCCUGUCUUGAGCUCCCCCGAGGGUCGAGUCAAGUCCCAUGCAGCUGCUGCUCUUGUCAACUUCUGUGAGGAGGCUGAGAAGGCCACUCUUGAGCCAUACCUGGAUGAGCUUCUGUCACAACUUUUCCAGCUUCUUCAGAACGACAAGCGAUACGUCCAGGAGCAAGCUCUUUCGACAAUUGCCACCAUUGCUGAUGCUGCCGAGGCGGCCUUUUCCAAGUACUACGAUACUCUUAUGCCUCUCCUUGUUAACGUUCUCCAGAACCAAAGCGAGAAGGAGUACCGACUUCUGCGCGCCAAGGCCAUGGAAUGUGCUACGUUGAUUGCCCUGGCUGUUGGAAAGGAACGCCUCGGCCAGGACGCCAUGACCCUUGUUAACCUCCUCGCCAAUAUCCAGGCCAACAUUACCGACGCUGAUGACCCUCAGGCACAGUACCUCAUGCACUGCUGGGGCCCCAAGGCUGAUAUUCAGCUGCUGGAUGACGAUGACCAGGUCGAGCAGAUGCAGAACGAGGAAGGUUGGGAGCUUGUUCCCCUUAAGGAUUGCCCUUCCUGGUCUUCAUUCUUCUUCCACGACCCUGUCAGAUACAUCUCCGCCAAGCUUGUCCCUCAGCUCCUGAGUUCCUACAAGAAAGCCUACGGCCCUCAAUCUGCUGAACUCCGUGGUUUGUGGAAUGCCACUGUCGACAAGCUUCUCGAGGUCCUGACUGCAGAACCUGCUAUUGACACUCUUGCCGAGAUGUAUCAAUGCUUCUACGAGUCUGUUGAGGUGGUAGGAAGGGAAUGUCUUUCUGGCGAUCAUCUAAACCGGUUUAUCGACUCCGUUCACUCUGCACUUGAGGACUACAAGGAUCGUGUUGCGCAACGUGAGCAGGACAAGGAAGGAGCCACCGCCGAUGACGUGGAGGAUGAGGCUGAAGAUACUCUGAUGGCAAUUGAGGACGACCAGACCCUGCUCUCGGAUAUGAACAAGGCAUUCCACGCCAUCUUCAAAAACCACGGCGCCGCAUUCUUGCCUGCUUGGGGGCGCUUGAUGACUACAUAUGAGGGUUUCCUCAGUUCUUCUGACCCCACCCAGAGACAAUGGGGUUUGUGCAUCAUGGAUGAUGUCCUCGAAUACUGUGGUCCCGAAAGCACACAGUAUGCCAACUUCAUCACACAACCUUUGAUUGACGGCUGCCGAGACCCUUCUCCGGCCAUCCGUCAGGCGGCGGCCUACGGCAUCGGAGUGGCAGCCCACCGAGGUGGAGCACCAUGGGCACAAUUCUUAGGGAGCUCAGUACCGUUCCUCUUCCAAGUUACCCAGGUUCCCGAUGCUCGCAACGAGGACAAUGUGUAUGCGACCGAGAACGCGUGCGCAGCUAUCGCCAAGAUUCUUCACUACAACUCCAGCACCGUCAAUGAUGUGCAAAAUGUGAUCACACAAUGGGUCGAGACCCUGCCGGUGAUAAAUGAUGAGGAGGCGGCCCCCUAUGCUUAUGCAUACUUGGCUGAACUGAUUGAAAAGCAACACCCAGCUGUUGUUAACCAGGUUGGCAAGGUUUUCGUUUUCAUUGCCCAAGCCCUUGAGGCAGAGACGUUGGUAGGACAGACAGCCAACCGUGUGGUCCAAGUUACCAAAGGACUCCUUCAGUCGACUUCGGUUGACCCUUCACCGCUCCUGCAACAAUUCUCUCCUCAGGCGCAACAAACUAUCAUGGGAUUCUUUAACUAGACGUGGACCCCAUCAGUAUUGGUUAUUGCGAAGCGCCGCAUGGCUGGGAUCCAAUGAGCGGCGAUGGAAGUUAUUCAUAUGGAGUCACAAAGCAUGAGUCUAAAAGAGUAAGGUCGGAUUGAUAAGCGUGCGAAUUUUACGAGGGUACAUGAAUUUUGUUUCGAUGAUACCAAAGUGAUCGCCACAAGGUGCCAGCUCCAGACCAGGAACCCGGUCAGCUGUCAAGCGCUUGUGGCAGACGAACAUCCACAGGGCGAUGCUGGUAUCGAUGCGACAGGGUGUGACACUCCUAGCUUGGCUAGGGUGGGUUCAAAAUCAGCAUCAAAAGAAUUGUCAUGCUCUAGGCAUAGGCAAGAGAAGAGAAGAGAUAGAGUACGUCGGUUCCAGGCGUCGAGGCAAAAACAAGAGGGCUUUUUGAUUAGGAAGGUUAUAUACUUGACAUCGCAAGGCGCCUUUUAAUGCUAUAUUAGAGUUAUGAAU
Fusarium graminearum PH-1 is the source of this 3573-nucleotide messenger RNA. RefSeq lists its product as uncharacterized. NCBI's taxonomy places the organism in Eukaryota, Fungi, Ascomycota, Sordariomycetes, Hypocreales, Nectriaceae. The record is from RefSeq and is a predicted model, not a curated record. Gene Ontology annotation, cellular component: nucleus; cytoplasm. Gene Ontology annotation, molecular function: small GTPase binding; nuclear import signal receptor activity. The transcript has 7 exons. The coding region runs from base 1 to 3093 and encodes 1030 amino acids. Gene Ontology annotation, biological process: protein import into nucleus.